AUUCUUCCGUGUUUACCACCCUGUCAAUCACUAGGGGGGAACACGGGAAAACAGCUUAAGGUAUGGGUAGGUAUGCAACGUAGCUGUACUUAUGCGAACGUUACUACCUGCUGAAAGGUUUAUGUAAUAUUUAUUUUGAAUUAGUCGAUCGGAGCGAUUGUUCAUUAAACUACUCGUAUUCUGUUCUUGACGUUGCCUUAGAGUACAUUAACGUUACUCGACUCGGUGACAUCUAAUUUAACUAGCAGCUAUGAUGGCGUCGAGCUACAAUGCUAAAGAAGAGGACGGUCACCAUUCAGGAGCCGUUGGCCCCGGUGGAGCAGGUACCGUAAAGAUCAAGAAGCCGGAUAAUACUGCGUUUAAACAGCAACGACUGCCUGCUUGGCAGCCCAUUUUGACAGCCGGCACUGUCCUCCCAGCUUUUUUCGUAAUCGGACUGAUCUUCAUCCCUAUUGGUAUUGGUCUGUUCGUCACAUCCAAUAACAUAAAGGAGUUUGAGAUCGAUUACACAGGCAUGGAGGAGUCCAGUCCUUGUUAUGUUUGCGCUCAUAAUUACAGCUGGAAUAAUACAACUCCCUGCAUAUGCUUGAUUCCAUUCGUUCUCGACCAGCCCUUUGAGAGCAAUGUCUUCAUGUACUACGGCUUGUCCAACUUUUACCAGAACCACAGACGUUAUGUGAAAUCUAGGGACGAUAGCCAGCUGAAUGGUGAUAAGACCUCAUUGUUGAAUCCAAGUAAGGAAUGUGAGCCUUACCGCAAAAGUAAUGGAUUAUCCAUAGCCCCUUGUGGUGCUAUUGCUAACAGCCUCUUCAAUGAUACCUUGGAGCUGAUUUACAAUUUUCCAAAUGGUACCACUAUUACCAUACCAUUAAUGAGGAAGGGUAUUGCUUGGUGGACUGACAAGCAUGUGAAGUUCAGGAACCCUGGAGGAAACGACAACAAUCUCACAACUGCAUUUGCAGGCACAGCCAAGCCUCUCAACUGGGGGAAACCUGUCUAUGAGCUGGACCCCAGUGACCCUGACAACAACGGCUUUAUCAAUGAAGACUUCAUCGUGUGGAUGCGCACUGCUGCCCUUCCCACCUUCAGGAAGCUCUACCGAAUCAUCCAGAAGAAGAAGGACAACAUGAUGCCAACACUGCCCCAAGGAAACUACACACUGAACAUAACCUACAAUUACCCUGUGCGCAGCUUCGACGGCCAGAAGCGUAUGAUUCUGAGCACCAUCUCCUGGAUGGGAGGGAAAAACCCCUUCCUUGGCAUUGCUUACAUCACUGUAGGCUCUGUGUGUUUCUUCUUGGGUGUUGUUCUGCUCAUUAUUCACCACAAGUAUGGCAGCCGGAACAACAACGCAGACAUCCCCAACUGAGAUGAGCUCUUCUGAGGUGCUCAUGCGUCUUCCUGCGUAGCUACUGAACCCCUGCAUGGACUACUGGCUUAACUUAUGGCUCAUUUUCUGUGUAUAAACUGUAGUGAUGUUCCAAAGUUACAGAAGAUAUUAAAUCCAUAUACAGUGUCAACUUUGCACACAUUGUUUCAAUGUAUACAAUGGUUAUAUAUCAAUAUAGGAAAACACACAGAACAUUUUGAUUAUUGUGGCUAGUGCUGGUGGCUUUCAUUACCAUUUCAGAGCUAUGGUCUUCCCUGUUGUGUUGAUUUGACAUGAUAGAAGUACGUUUUGGGAUCCAGUUUAAUCAGGUAGUUAUCCUGCCAAAUACCACUGGAUUGCAGUGGCAGUUUGCUUAAAAAAAAAGUUCCUAGGUUGAAGUUUAACAGUUGAACUGUUUCAUACACAGCAUGGAUACCAAAAUCAAGCACAAUGCCUCUAAGCUACACCACUCAGUAUUUUAUACUUGAAACCAGUUAAGGCAAUUACUGCUACACUGAUCUGACCAAAGUUGUUUCGCUAAUUCUAUGCCACACGCUUCUGAAGCCGUGUACUAUCCCUAUCAAAAUGAUUGUCUUUUGCUAUGAAGUAAGGGGGUUGUAGGGAUCGAAGGAUGCCUCCUGUGCUGUUUUUCCAUUUCUUUCCUGUGUUUGUUUCCAACUGAAUGUAAUGGGUGUUGAAUUGAACGCUUAAAAUAUGCUUUUAUGAAUGUAUGGUUUUGCAGCUAUACCCUGAAGCAAAUAUCCAAUCGGCUUAAAUGGGGAUUGCAAAUUGAUGUCAGACUGUCAGUCCUGCUUCUUGCCUGGUUUUGCUUUGUUGAAUCAGAUGCACCCUAUCAUAUAUGUCAUUUCAUAUGCAUGCUGUAGUUUUUGUUUAGAAAUGCAAUCAAAGGGCUAUACUUUAAUUAUUAAGGUUGUUUUGUUUUGUUUGUUGUUGUUAUUUACCUUUUUACACUCUAAAGGAAUAUAUUAUAUUUAUCGUGACCAAUUAAUUUGAGUUGAAAAUCAUUUAUGUUCUUUAUUAUGCUCUCAUUUGUUUUCACUGGUUUUAAACCCAAAUAUUGUAGUAUCAGAAAAAUGCACUUUAAAUUUGACAUGAACUUAAAAAUAGUACUUUGGAUUAUUUAUUGUAUAUUGCUGAUUACAGUUUCUUUUACAUGUCUAGAUCCAUAUUGAAAUGGAACAAGAAUAGAUAUAAUGAGGCAACUAUAUACACCUCCAAAACUACAUUUGGUAUCUUGCCAAUUCCAAAAUGUUUGAAUCAUGACUAAUAAUACUGACAUGUUGUAUACAAAAUAUAAUGACAAUGGUGCAUAGAUAACUAAGCAUGUAAUCUGAGCUUUGUGGAUACUGUAAAAGAAAAUGUAAUCAUAUUUUUUUUUUAAAUUGGACAGCUGGAGAUUGCUAAAGUGAAUAAAUUAACCUAAAGCUUA
This is a messenger RNA of Clupea harengus (Atlantic herring), 2819 nucleotides long. It is a transcript of the gene cdc50aa, whose product is annotated as cell division cycle 50 P4-ATPase accessory subunit Aa. Lineage: Eukaryota; Metazoa; Chordata; Actinopteri; Clupeiformes; Clupeidae. The record is from RefSeq and is a predicted model, not a curated record. Gene Ontology annotation, biological process: phospholipid translocation. Gene Ontology annotation, cellular component: Golgi apparatus; endoplasmic reticulum; plasma membrane.